AUCCAUAGCACACCUAGAAAAAUGGAAGCACCUUCUUCAUCAUCAUUUAUUCUUUAUCUUCUCCUUCUUUACUUUUGAACCAAACCCUUUUCACCAGAGUCUCUGAUUCCAUUUCUUCAACUUAAUAUAUAUACUUUCUGUGUUGUUUUCGUUUAUGGGGGCUGCUAUUUCUUCAACAGCUAAAAAAGAUGAAGGGUCUAUUUGUCAAUCAUCAAGGCCUAGUCUUGGUGAUAUCCCAGAGAGUUGCAUCUCCUCUCUGCUCAUUUAUUUUGAUCCACCUGAUAUCUGCAAAUUGGCAAGAGUGAACCGUGCUUUUCACAGAGCUUCCUCUGCUGAUUUUGUAUGGGAAUCAAAGUUGCCACAAAGCUACAAGUUUCUUGCUAAUAAAGUUCUCGGUGAAGAAAAUAUUUCUGCUAUGACUAAGAAAGAGAUUUAUUCAAAACUGUGUCUACCCAAUCGAUUUGAUGGUGGUACCAAAGAAGUUUGGAUGGACAAAUGCAGUGGACAAAUUUGUUUGUUCAUGUCAUCAAAGUCCUUGAAGAUAACAGGAAUAGAUGAUAGAAGAUACUGGAAUUAUAUUCCAACUGAGGAAUCCAGGUUCAAGAGUAUUGCAUAUCUUCAACAAAUGUGGUGGGUUGAAGUGGUGGGGGAGCUUGAGUUUGAAUUCCCAGUGGGGAGUUACAGCUUAAUUUUCAGACUCCAAUUGGGUAAGGCCUUCAAAAAAUUGGGCCGGCGCGUGUGCAACGUUGAUCAAGUGCAUGGCUGGGACAUCAAGCCCGUCCAAUUCCAACUCUCCACAUCGGACGGUCAGCGUUCACACUCAGAGUGUUACUUGCAUGGGCCUGGGGAGUGGGUCUAUUACCACGUUGGAGAUUUCGUGGUAGAAAAGCCCAAUGAAACAACAAACAUCAAGUUUUCUUUGGCCCAAAUUGAUUGCACUCACACCAAAGGUGGCCUCUGCGUAGACGGUGCCAUAAUUUGCCCAACUAAGUUUAGAGAGACACUAAAAUUUUUUAGCUAGCUAUUAUGCUUUACACAGUUUAAUUAAGCACUUGUGUAAGAAAGAGAAAAAAAGGGGUAUUGUUUCGAGAAUAUUCCAGUAGCCCUUGUUUUUAGGUGGGAUUGACUGUUCUUCUCUUUCUUAAUGUGUAGGAAUUACGAAUGUGAAAUAGAAGUUGCUAACUCGUACAGUUGCUAUUCAGAGUAAUUUG
This is a messenger RNA of Gastrolobium bilobum, 1211 nucleotides long. Its product is annotated as F-box protein PP2-A13-like. The transcript has 3 exons. The record is from RefSeq and is a predicted model, not a curated record. NCBI's taxonomy places the organism in Eukaryota, Viridiplantae, Streptophyta, Magnoliopsida, Fabales, Fabaceae. Bases 155 to 1021 code for a protein of 288 amino acids. Gene Ontology annotation, molecular function: protein binding.